AUGACAUCGUCUACAGAUAAAGAAGCAAUGAUAAUUAACUCACAAGUUGGCACUCACAAAUUUGCAUCUGAACCUGAUUCAGGAAAAACAGAUCCAGGAAAAACAGAUCCUAAACCAGGAUCAAAUCCAACUGAAACCACCAAUGGUAAAGAAGAUGGAAGUGAUGCAAAAACAGGUGGUGGAAAUGGAGGAAAGAUUGCUGGAGCAGUGAUUGGUGUUUUGAUCGUCAUUGCAAUUGUCUGUGUUGUUGUUUUCUUUGUAUUGAAGAAGAAGAAAGCUUCAGAAGAAAAAGAUUCAAAUGAUGACCAAGUACAUGAAGAUGCAUCAAGAGAUGAUGCAGCCAAAGUUUAA
Molecule: messenger RNA, 351 nt
Organism: Trichomonas vaginalis G3
Lineage: Eukaryota; Parabasalia; Trichomonadida; Trichomonadidae
Product: glycoprotein 38 family
Exons: 1
Coding region: 1-351 (116 amino acids)
Source: RefSeq, a predicted model, not a curated record